Messenger RNA from Lingula anatina, 861 nucleotides. RefSeq names its product MFS-type transporter SLC18B1. Gene Ontology annotation, biological process: transmembrane transport. Gene Ontology annotation, molecular function: transmembrane transporter activity. The record is from RefSeq and is a predicted model, not a curated record. NCBI's taxonomy places the organism in Eukaryota, Metazoa, Brachiopoda, Lingulata, Lingulida, Lingulidae.
UCUCCCCUGCAUCAGUGACAAGUGAAAUUUGAGAAGAACCUGGUAGGGAGAAACAUGACCCAUAUAAUCUGAUGUAAAUAAAUAUUUUGCUUGUUGACCUGUCCAGUAAGGUGACAGCGCACUUGUGCAUAAGAAGACCGGUUCUCUUUGGUCUGCUUUUAGAACAUGGAAGGACGGUGUGACAAGACCGAAGGAAAGAGAAGGGUUAAGGAAAGGAAAUUCAAUGAAGGAAUGAAAUUCUUCAGGCUGACUUUCCAACAAAAGUCUACUUUGAUGAACGGCGCUCUGGCCAAUAUUGCUUUAAACGGGUGUUAUUCCAUAGCACAGUCAUUUAUGCGAGAUGAGGCAAUAAAAAAGGACGUGUCUCUAACGGGAGUAGGGGCAAUAUUUGGGUGUUACGAGGUGGCCAUGUUCUGCUGUUCCUUUAUUAUUGGCUCACAGUUAUGUCGCAUGGGAGCGAGGCGUUGUUUCUACAUUGGAACGCUUGUAAUUGGUGUCAGUUCUUUGGCCUUCGGCUUUUUAGGUUCCUGCCCUCCUGGAGGCACUUUUCUUGGACUUGCCAUCACAAUACGUGUCAUAGAAUCAUUGGGUGCGGCCAUUUCUGCAAUAGCAAUCUAUGCCCUAGCAACGAAGGAGUUUAGGGAUAACGUCGCAACGGCAUAUGGGUUCUUGGAAAUGUUUGCAGGACUUGGUCACGUCUUGGGCCCCUUGGUCGGUGGCGGCCUCUAUCAGCUGGGAGGGUUUGGCUUGCCGUUCUUCGUGUCAGGUCCACUAACGAUCAUCGUAGCAGCUGUUGCCUUUUUUACUUUACCCACUGAGAAAGAAGAGGAAGGUAACUUGUCAGAGUUAUUUUUGUCAUAA